GUCUCUAGUCAAGCAACUCAUCUCAGUUGCUGGCCUGUGAGGACAAUGUGAAUACCCAAAGAACAACCACAAUUCUUUUAGGCACUGUAGGCUCUUCAGGAAGGUGGUUGAAUCCCCAUCCCUGGAGGUGUUGAAAAGAAGCAGUGAUAUGAUGCUGAGAGAGAUGGUUAGCAUGAGCCUCAGCACUCAGAGAAUGGUUGGACUGGAUUUUAAAGGUCUUUUCCAAGUGAAGUGAUUCUAUGAUGUGGCUUGUAAGAACAUGGCUUAGUGGUGGACUUGGCAAAGUUUGGUUAACAGUUGGACUUUGAUGAUCAUGGAGGUAAUUUCCAACUUUAAUAAGUUUAUGAAUGUAUGAUUAUGCCUGUGGGGAAAAGGGGAAGUAAUGCCUCAGAGGGAGAGGAGGCACCCUUCAAGGAGCACAGCCACUAGCUUCUCGACAGCUUCCAGGAUUGCUGGAUGCAGCCGAUGGCCUCACCCUGCGCACACAGCUCAGGCAUGAAACUAUCAGCAGCUCGUCGCCAGAUCUGAUCCUUUCUGAGCUGCGCAUUAGCAGAAAGUUGGGGCUUCCUGUUGCUGUCGUCUGCGGUCCGGGAGCGGCUCAGACCGACUCCCGGAUCCCUGGCUGAGCCUGUGCCUCGCAGCCGCUCGUCUGCGCAUGAGUCGCUGCGGGAGGCUCCGCGGCUGGAGUAUUUCAGGGGCUGGGCACGGGGGGAAGAUGCUCAGUGCCUGAGGGAGGCCGGUGCGGAGCGGGGGCAGCCGCGGCGGGACAUGGAGGGGCCUCCGGGAGGAGAGGGGCCGAAGACCCCGGCCUGAAAGAGCGGGAGGCGCGGCCGUCGGGGCAUCGCCCGCUUCAGCACCGCGGACAGCGCGCAGCGAGCGCCUGGCCCCGCGCAGCGCAGAGCGCUGUGCCACCGGCACCGCCACCUCGGACCCCGCUACCCCCGGAUCUCCCUAGUCCCGGACCUCUCGACCCCCACCUUCGCUAUCCUCGGAUCCGCUAUCCCGGACCCGGACCCGCUAGCUCGGUCUCCGAUUCCUGGGUGCUGCGCCGUUGCUGGCUGCCCUUGAGCCCCUACUCUCGAUUUCAGCCCCGCUUCUCCUGGACCCCGCUCCCUCACUGCCUGCCGCCGCUAUUAGGUACUCCUAUCCCCGCUACCCCCGGGGUCCUCUCCCGCCCCUGCCGGCCCCUUAGCCCCGCUCUCCUCACCCCUCUGUCUCUGCACCCCGCCCCUCGCUCCUGUCCCUACACCUCGCUGGCCCCCGGCUCUGCUCCCCGGCAACAUGCGCGGACGGCUGCGGGCGGCGGCAGGCGAGGCUGCGGUGCCGGCUCGGAUGCCUCCUUUCUCCUGCCCUCGCCAGCUCCAGGCGACCCGCUGAGAGAUGGACUUGGCAGGCGUGCUGCUGGCGCUGCUGCUCGUGCUGGUGCUGGUUGUCUCUCUGCUCUCCAACCUCCUGGUGCUGCUAUGUUUCGUCUACAGUACGGAGAUCCGCAAGCAGGUGGCCGGGGUUUUCCUGGUGAACUUAUCCUUCUGCAACCUGCUCCUCACCGUCCUCAACAUGCCUUUUACCUUGCUGGGGAUCCUGAGGAACCAGCAACCCCUCGGGGGCUGCGUCUGCAAAGCGGUGGGUUUCCUGGAAACUUUCCUGACUUCCAACACGAUGCUGAGCAUGGCAGCGCUCAGCAUCGAUAAAUGGAUCGCUGUGGUGUUCCCCUUGAGCUACACCAGCAAGAUGCGGUACAAGGACGCUGUGAUACUGAUGGGCUACUCGUGGCUCCACUCCCUCACCUUCCCCUUGGUGUCUUUGUUCUACUCGUGGGUAGAUUACAGCAGCGUUUACGCCUCUUGUACCUUGCACCUGAAAGAAGAAACGGAGCGGAGAAGGUUUACAGUGUUCACCAUCGUCUUUCACUCCACCAGUUUCAUGCUGUCGCUGGUAAUCUUGUGUUUCACCUAUUUAAAGGUGUUGAAAGUUGCCCGGUUCCACUGCAAGAGGAUAGACAUUAUCACCAUGCAGACUCUGGUUUUGCUGGUGGAUAUCCACCCCAGCGUGAAGCAGCGCUGUCUGAACGAGCAGAAGCGGAGGCGGCAGCGGGCAACCAAGAAGAUCAGCAUUUUUAUAGGGUCCUUCGUGAUCUGUUUCGGUCCUUACAUUAUCACCAGGUUGAUAGAGCUCCUUCCUUUCGUUACCAUAAAUUACUACUGGGGAAUUAUAAGCAAGUGCCUCACCUACAGUAAGGCUGCCUCAGAUCCGUUUGUUUACUCGCUUCUACGUCAGCAGUACAAGAAAGUUCUGAUCAACAUGGUCAACAGGAUCCUGAAGAGGGACCUGUAUCCAUCCUCGGGCUACAACAGCUCCCUAGACACCGAGAAUGAUUACUGCUUGCACAGAACAAACUAACAACAUGCAAAACAUUCUCCUGCAACAGACACCAGUCUUUGCUGCUGCUGGAAAGCUGCCUCUUCCCUCUCAUGCUGACAGCGGUGACAGUGCCUCCAGGGGGUGAAUGCCGCAUCGAUGGGGCGCAGUUCAUCGUGGACUUCCACAAAAGGCUCUUCCUUGGUCUUCAGCAAAGCCUUGAUCCCGAGUGGAUGGAGUAGGCCCGAAGGGUCAAGUAAAGCCUUCGGAGGCUUUAGAGAAGCUUAGAGAGCUUUUAGAGUUUCACAGCCGAAGACUUCAUAUGUCUCGGAGCAUUCCACAUCAAACGUGAUGUUCCGGCGUCUUCUGGGACCACAAGAAUCCCCAGGUCGGAAGGAGAGGUUCAGAGUCCUCCCUGCUGUCUGUGCAACUUGGCAGCCCAGGAUCUGCUCUGAUAGGUUGGCACAUUACAAAUAAGCAUUUUAAUUGGAACAGGCUGCCCAGAGAGGUUGUGGAGUCUCCCUCUCUGAAGACUUUCAAAACCCUCCUGGAUGUGUUUAUGUGUGACCUGCCCUGGGUGACCCUGCUCUGGUGGUGGGGGUGGUAGGACCAGCAGACCCUUGGAGGUCCCUUCCAACCCUUCCCAUUCUACCAUUCUGCGAAUCGAUCGGUUUCUUGUAUCGGUGCCUCAAGUGAGUCAGCACUUUGAAUCUGAGGUUGUGGUCCUGAUUAUUUCUUACUAAGCAUCAUGAUUGUAACAUAGCCUGUAGGAAGCGGUACAUCCAUUUGACAUGCCAGUAUUCUAGCAAGCAUAACCAAAGCCCACAUAUCUGAGUUACUAAUCUUUAGCUCUUCCGUGGUAUGUGAUGACAACACUUGCAGCAAACCCAACAAAGACCUCCAUGGAGUUUCAUUAAGUAGCAGAGUAGUUCCAUCUCUGAGCUAGCGAGCCUCCCCAGACAAGCUAAACAACUGAAAACCAAUCCGUCGGGAGAAGCCACAGACACCGCCGCGGUUAACAUCUACGGCUUCAGAAGCUAUCUGUUUGCAAGGAGCAGGCUAAAAACAGUUGAAUUAUUUCCAAGGGAUACAUAAGGUGUAAAAUAUUUCAUGCAUGGGCUAGAUUUGGUGGAUUGUCAUACUCCAGUACAAUCUUUUCUCUCGCAGUGAACCUGGCCCUUUUAACCGAGACCAAGAGGUGACCGAGACCUGUUAGACACCCAGAAACUCAAAGCUGCUUUAUCUAUUAAUAUUAAUCAAGUCAUUAUAGAUAUUUUUUUCCUCUUUUAUUUAUUUGGGAAUAAAUUAUUUAUUUAUUUUGGGAGAAAAAAAAAAGUGGGAAUUAUUUUUUUGAACAGUAUUCCUUUUGCUUAUAGAAGAUGUGAAUCCAAAUAGUCUCUGACAUUCCAGAAGCUGCUAUUUUGUAACUGAGUGGGAAAUGAAAGCGAUUCUAAAGGUAUAUUUUAAGAGAGGGUGGGACAAGAUGUAAGAAAAAAAAAGAGUUAUUUUUUAUCUAUCAAUGGACUUGACCCUGUGAAGCGUUGAGAGAAGUCUGUUCCUGGUUGAAACCAAACAUACAAGCGUGCAGUUAGACACAAACGUCAUCACCUUUAUAUUUGGCAGCCGUAGCCCCACACAAAAAGCUCCACACAGAAGCGUUUCGUUACGUCUGUGCUGAGCAGUCAGCACAUCCAGAAGGUUUUAUCCACCUUCCACAACGAGCAGUCCCACAGAAGGCAUGGCAAGGUGCUGCUGCCUGCCAAACACAAUGUUCUCUUAUCUCCUGCUUUUAAUCUCUGAGGCCUUUCUGAUGCCUUUCUUCCCUCCUCCCUUUUUUAGGUUCCUCACCUCGCCCUUUUUUUCUUCCCCACGCAAGUACCUUUAGCCUCUGUGUUUUGCAUCUCUAGUUCUGCCUGUGUUUAAAUUGAAUGUACUACAACGGUUUUGUCUUCUUGGUAAAGUAUUUGUACUCCAAUUUUGUGUAAAUACAGUAUUUCAGGGGGGGAAAAAAAGAAAAA
Pogoniulus pusillus (Red-fronted tinkerbird) is the source of this 4376-nucleotide messenger RNA. RefSeq names its product G protein-coupled receptor 78 (gene GPR78). Gene Ontology annotation, molecular function: G protein-coupled receptor activity. Lineage: Eukaryota; Metazoa; Chordata; Aves; Piciformes; Lybiidae. Gene Ontology annotation, cellular component: membrane. Gene Ontology annotation, biological process: adenylate cyclase-activating G protein-coupled receptor signaling pathway. Bases 1381 to 2400 code for a protein of 339 amino acids. The record is from RefSeq and is a predicted model, not a curated record. The transcript has 3 exons.